UCCAAUCAGAGCAGACCGAUCCAGGAAGGAAGUAUCACACAUUUAAGUCAAAUGCUGUGUGGAUGUUGUUGCAAAAUAAUGAGCAGAACUUCCUUAUAAUUCAAUGCACGAGCUUCCUCGUACACAUUCACUUCUAAAUCUGCGAGAAAGACAAAGAGAAGAGUUAAGAUGGGAUACAUGACGGUAGAGGAGCACAACAUCAACGUGCUCCACCUGAAGAGAUCCCCGGGCGUCCGGUCCUGGUCUCUCCUUGUUGGUAUAGCAUCUGUUGGCCUAGCCGCUGCUUACUACAGCUCAGACAGCCUCCUGUGGAAGCUUUUCUACGUGGCGGGCUGCCUCUUUGUCGCCAUGCAGAACAUGGAGGAAUGGGAGGAAGCUGUGUUUGACAAAACCAAGAACCAGAUUGAACUCAAAAGUUUCAGCUUGUAUGCUUUAGUCCUAACGUUGUGGAGGAAGGGGCAUGAAAAAGUUGUGUUGGAUCUGACACAGCUGUGUGACAUCUGCGUCCAGGAAGAGAAGGUCCGCUAUUUGGGAAAGGGCUACCUGCUGAUGCUGCGCCUGGCUGCCGGCUUCUCCUACCCACUGACUCAGAGUGCCACUCUGGGCAGCCGUAGUGAUGUGGAGGCCGUGGCCUCACUGCUGAAGCGCUUCCUGGGCCUGGAGGAGCUGCAGCAGCGCAGGCAGCAGGAGGAGGAGGAGGAAGAGGCCGAGUACGGAGAGGAUGAGGUGGACGAUUCUUUGGAUAACAGCAGUGACUCAGAGGAGGAAGCUGACAAACACUGAUCUCACUGAGACUUGCAACCUUUUUUAGGGAGCAUCCAGUUUUAUCAUGCCCCCGUUACAUAUCAUACUGUUAGCAUGUGCAUGGAACACCAAAGACCUCUUCCAGCGUCUCUGCACAGACUUUUUCUUUUUAUACGUCAGGUGGUGACAGCUUAGAGACUCAAACCUUUAUGUUAUUAAUUUUGUUUAAACUGGGGUGAAAAACAUCCAAUCAAAUCAUGUAGAAGCAAAUCCUGGUGUCGUCAAGUUUAAGGUUUCUUUAAAUGUUCAUCUUUUAUGUUACUGUAAAGAUAGCCGUCUGUAAAUGGACAUCAAGCCUUAACCGGCUGGAUCUAAUGACUGUUUGAGAACACACUCCUGAUUUACUGUGCCUUCCUACUGAGCUCUAAUGAGUGUUUAUGUGUUCAAUGUAAAGUGCUUUCCCGAGGUUUCCAGGACCACCCACCCUCCCCAUGAUCACCUUCUGCAUCAUUAUUCCUCCCCGCUCUGCAGUCGUGACUCCUGCAUGUUCAAACUGUAUUAAGGAUCUUCAUGUGACUCUUCCAUCGCUCCACAUUCACAGACUUAUUGUGAACCAAAGACUGAAUCUCAGGUUUUUACGUGUUGGUCUACUAAAAAAAGAUAUUUUGUCAUCUCAGUUUACCGCCUGUGUUUAUUUCAUACAUUUUUGGGAAUAUAAAGUUUUUUGUAUGCAAA
This is a messenger RNA of Notolabrus celidotus (New Zealand spotty), 1479 nucleotides long. Its product is annotated as cytochrome b-245 chaperone 1 homolog. The transcript has 6 exons. The record is from RefSeq and is a predicted model, not a curated record. NCBI's taxonomy places the organism in Eukaryota, Metazoa, Chordata, Actinopteri, Labriformes, Labridae. The coding region runs from base 169 to 783 and encodes 204 amino acids.